UCGUCACUGUCCACGCCCACAAAGACAGUAUUUGAUUGGGUGACAGUCACACUAAUCUCGUGACACGGAAACAAGGUGCAAGAACUCGGGACUCAAAACAGGGCUUGCAUUUACCUGAACGAUGGAAUACCGUGUGAUCUGCGUUGUUUUGCUCUCUUUCAUCGCAUAUGCUUCCGCUGAACAUGUGAAAUAUUUAGAUUGUGGCUCAGUACAGGGUACAGUUAUUGGGGUUGACAUCCAGCCCUGCCCACAACAACCAUGCCAGCUUCACAAGGGACAAGACUACACUGUCAAUGUAACCUUCAGCAGUAAUGCUGCGAGUCAGACCAGUAAAGCUAUCGUACAUGGAGUGAUUGCUAAAGUGCCCAUUCCGUUCCCAAUCCCAAUUGACGAUGGUUGCAAGUGUGGAAUCCAGUGCCCGAUUAAGGAAAAAAAUAUUUACAGCUACGUCAACCAGUUGCCUGUCAAGAGCGAGUACCCAGCAAUCAGGUUGGUUGUGGAAUGGGAGUUAAGAGAUGACUUGAACAAAGAUCUGUUCUGCAUCAAGUUCCCUGUUGAGAUUGUGAGCUAAAGGUCGACUGAAACCAAGAAAAGGACUCUCAAAAAAGGGACAUUAUUAACCUCUGUGUGCCUAAAUGAUUAUCUACAGACGUUUUAGAUAUAAUUUAAUAGAACGUAAUUUUAUGAUCGUUUUUCUAACCGUGACACAUCUGUCAUUUUAAUGUUUGAUAUCCAUCUAUGGACAAAUGCCACUUUACAAACAAUUGUCUAAUUCCAUUUUGUGAUGUGCUAAAAUUAUUGCAAUGAUUUACUAGAAUGAGUUGCUGACAAAUGGCAUUUGGUUUAUGAGGAAGAUCAGUGUUGGUGAUUCAAUCAGGCUCAUGUGAUUGUUUGCUAGCUGCUAUAAGGCUUGACCGCACUGUUUUAAUCUUUUUCUUUAUGUUCCAGAUGUUUAUUUUACUCAUUUAAAUUUGCAUAUUAAAUAAAAACUGCAUUUUAAAAUUGUUGUCUUAAGUUGCCACAAUUGCAAGGCUGUGUUUAAUAAGCAACUAUAUUUUGACAGAAAUAAAAUACUUUUUAUAUGGUACAA
This is a messenger RNA of Misgurnus anguillicaudatus (oriental weatherfish), 1090 nucleotides long. Its product is annotated as NPC intracellular cholesterol transporter 2. Lineage: Eukaryota; Metazoa; Chordata; Actinopteri; Cypriniformes; Cobitidae. The record is from RefSeq and is a predicted model, not a curated record. Gene Ontology annotation, molecular function: cholesterol binding. Gene Ontology annotation, biological process: cholesterol efflux; intracellular cholesterol transport.